AUGACGAAGAAGCCGCCGCCCCACCUUCCGCGUGUUCCGGAUGACUGCCCGGGGCCACCUCCGCCGGCCCGGCCCUGGCCCUGGCCCUUGCCCGCGCGCCCCGCAGGCCGCGCGGUGGCGGCGGCGGCGGCGGCCCUGCGCGCGGGCGGCCUCGUGGCCGUGCCCACCGACACGGUCUACGGCGUGGCCUGCCUGGCGCAGGACUCGCGGGCGCUCGCGGCGCUCUACCGGCUGAAGGGGCGUCCCGAAAGCAAGCCGCUGGCUGUCUGCCUGCCGGACCUCGACCACAUCUACAGAUACUGCAAAGUCAGUGUGUCUGAUACUCUCCUGCAAGAACUUCUCCCUGGCCCUGUGACAGUGGUCCUGGAACGAUCAGAGGCUCUCAACAAAGACCUUAACCCCUUCACCCCACUAGUUGGUGUUCGCAUCCCCAGUCACUGGUUCACCAGACAGCUGGCCAGAGUCUGUGCUGCCCCUCUGGCCUUAACAAGUGCAAAUGUCAGUAAUGAAGCAAGUACACUCACAGUCAUGGAAUUCCAGGAUCUCUGGCCUCACCUGUCAUUGGUCAUUGAUGGGGGCCCAGUUGGAGAUUCCCAUCGUCCAGACUGCCGUCUGGGCUCUACAGUAGUUGAUCUCUCUAAACCUGGCAAGUUCAAGGUUAUUCGGCCAGGAUGUGCACUUACUCAAACUAUUGAAAUCUUGGUAACCAAACAUGGCCUGUCAUCUGAGCUGCCUAGUCUAUGAAACUGGCACAGCUUUGGGCAGCUAAGUACCGUUGGAUUCUCCAGAAAGUUCUUCCAAGCAUAUUUGUACACGAAUGAAAAAGGUUUAAUGCUUUAAUCCUUGGCUCCAAAGGAAGCCUCUGGUCCCUUACAGCCUGAAAACCUGUCCUGCUUGUGACUCAAAGGCAUUUCCACACUUUAGGAUUUCAAGGAGGACUCAAGAGUUCUCUUUGUCUAAAGCAUUCGCUCCAUCUGAAUAGCUCAUACAUUCCAGCAGCAAGUCACUUUGUUGUUGGAGCAGCUGGACUGCAUGGACUAAGCACUGACAGAUCCUGCUGAUGGGGUUGGAUUUGGAGGGGACAGCAAAUGUAGCUGAGAAAGUGGGCAGCUAACCUGCCUGUUUGUGCACACCAGGCUCUCUCAUGUCCUGAGAUUCUGCUGAACAAAGAGAGCGAAGUCCAGUUUGGCCCCGACAGAUCACACAGGCUGCUUCUGGACCAGGAGCAUUAAGUAAAAGCCUGUGUGGUCACUGUGUGCUUCUGCCUGCCUGCCUAUAUAGAGAUGGGGAAGGGUGCAGUUUUUUCUCCCCUGGGAAAUGGGUGGGAUUGGUCCUGAGCAUAAGGGGACUGUGAUGAAAAGAUAACGAUGGAGGAUGGCACACAAUUUAAUAAUAAAGCCAGUGGUGUACCUGGCAGAAAAGACACUGCCGUUUCCUCCUCCCCAUGAAUCAGUGAGUAACUCAAGCGAUCACUGUUGAGCUCCAGUAGAAAUUUCAUCUGACUGUGAGAAUCGGGCCCUGCAAUGUUCUUGCUCACCUUUCGAGCCCUUAUGCCCAAGUGAGAGCUGUGAAUUAUUCCUGCAGACAAGGACAAAGUGCUGCACAAAAUCUGUAGGACAUGAUGAAAGAGGUUCAGAGCUGAAGCCUACGGGCCCAAGCUGCAGCUCACAUAAGGCAAGCCUUCUCCACCUGCAUUCCUGAGUUGUUAGCCUUUUCUGUUAGGUUGCUGCCUGGAUUGAAGGAACAUAUGCUUUUAAUUUUAUUGCAAGAUUGGGUGCACUUUUGAUCAUGGGGUUCCCAAACUAUACAUUAAACACUCUGUGGAUUGUUUACCAUA
Messenger RNA from Varanus komodoensis (Komodo dragon), 1837 nucleotides. It is a transcript of the gene YRDC, whose product is annotated as yrdC N6-threonylcarbamoyltransferase domain containing. Lineage: Eukaryota; Metazoa; Chordata; Lepidosauria; Squamata; Varanidae. Gene Ontology annotation, cellular component: cytoplasm. The record is from RefSeq and is a predicted model, not a curated record. Gene Ontology annotation, molecular function: tRNA binding; double-stranded RNA binding; nucleotidyltransferase activity. Bases 1 to 744 code for a protein of 247 amino acids. The transcript is spliced from 6 exons. Gene Ontology annotation, biological process: regulation of translational fidelity.